AUGGCCGCCCCCAAAGCUACAACGAUAAAAGAAGCAAUUAAACGCUGGGAAGAUAAAAGCGGUCAGCACGCGGCGACGGCCACAGAAGUGAGUCUGGUGUUUCAAUGGCCGCCGAUCGAGAAAAUGGACAAUUCCCUCGCGUGUUUAACUGCUUGCGAAAAAUUGAGCUUGUCUACGAAUAUGAUAGAAAAAGUAACAGGUUUGAAUAGUUUGAAGAAACUGCGUAUUUUGUCGUUGGGAAGGAAUUAUAUUAAAUCAUUUUCUGGAAUGGAAUGCCUCGCAGAUACAUUAGAAGAACUGUGGGUGUCAUAUAAUUUGAUAGAAAAACUGAAAGGAAUUAAUGUCUUGCGCAAUUUGAGAGUGCUUUACAUGAGUAACAACUUAGUCAAAGAAUGGAGCGAAUUUAAUAAGCUACAGGAAUUACCAAAUCUCGAAGACCUGUUAUUCGUUGGAAACCCGUUAUAUGACGCCUGUGAAUUGGAGGUGUGGAGGUCAGAAGCCGCGAGACGCCUUCCGAACUUGAAGAAAUUGGAUGGUGAAACUGUGUUAAGAGAAGAUGAGCCGCCGCUUACAGUAGCUGACAUGCAGGCGGAUCCCGCUGACGCUGUAGAAACUCUAGUCAGCGCGGAAGCUAAUGAUUAG
Messenger RNA from Leptosia nina, 642 nucleotides. The record is from the annotation of a GenBank genome assembly. Lineage: Eukaryota; Metazoa; Arthropoda; Insecta; Lepidoptera; Pieridae.